AUGCCUGAGUGGCACUCCCGUCGUCAUGACCAGCCACACUCAAGCUCAUACCACACGCCGCGGGGACAGUGGUAUGGGCAUGGUGGCAAAGGUGGUGGCAAAGGCCACGGAAAGCAUCACGGCUACUCACAGCGCUUCAGCCCCUACAGCAACGGCCGGGGAGGAGGACUGGAACAGGCAGUUUCUCGUUCCUUCCAGACUGCGCUUAGCUCAACGCUGGAGUGUGCCAUUUCUGAAGGCUUUGCAAUGCUCACCUCCAGGUUGACCAACGGUGUGGAGCAGCAACAGCUGCAGCAACACAGCUCUCCCCCUGCCAGAGCCGGCAGUGCGCUUACUCGUGCGGUUGUGGGCCUCUUCGGUGGUGCGAACAAGGAGACUGCGGAGCCCAAGCCUCCUUUGCCACAGUCUACCAGCCCAGAGGCCCAAGACGCCAAUAACGCAGCACUGCAGAUGGCUCUUGAGCAGCAGUCCCAAACCAUGCAGUUCAUGAUGGAGUUCAUGAAGUCCUCACAGGAGAAGAGUGGUGAUGCUGGGGUGCCCACAGUCGUUGCGGCUGACAACACAGAACUUGACAAAGAUGCGGCGAUCAAGCAGUUGCAGGCGCAGGUUGCGGGUUUGGCAAAGCAGCUUGCUGAGAAGUCUGGCAAGGCAAGUGCUCCGACGGCAGGCAAGAACCUCCGCCAGACUGAGCUCCCUUUCAAGCCAGUGGGGUACCUCAAGUGUAUGGCUAUGGGAUAUCUAAGGAAACUCCCGUAUGCAGAUGGAAGGCCUACAGGAAAGUACUCCACUGUCUAA
Symbiodinium natans is the source of this 795-nucleotide messenger RNA. The record is from the annotation of a GenBank genome assembly. NCBI's taxonomy places the organism in Eukaryota, Dinophyceae, Suessiales, Symbiodiniaceae.